Messenger RNA from Austrofundulus limnaeus, 3392 nucleotides. Its product is annotated as probable G-protein coupled receptor 22. Gene Ontology annotation, molecular function: peptide binding; G protein-coupled receptor activity. Bases 399 to 1931 code for a protein of 510 amino acids. Lineage: Eukaryota; Metazoa; Chordata; Actinopteri; Cyprinodontiformes; Rivulidae. Gene Ontology annotation, cellular component: plasma membrane. Gene Ontology annotation, biological process: G protein-coupled receptor signaling pathway; cellular response to hormone stimulus. The record is from RefSeq and is a predicted model, not a curated record. The transcript has 2 exons.
UCCUCUCCAAUUGCAAUAUUUCCAGCUUUGGUCGUGAUGCGUCUUGUUCUGAUGCACCAUGACAGCCUGCUAACCAGUGAUCUGAGCAGUGAUCAGCGAUAAAGUUUUCUGCAUCACUGCCCGCCUCAACCCUGACAACAACAACCUUAUGAGCACACCAAUUCACCAGGAUCUGUAAUUGCAAUUUUGAAUGCUGUCUCUUUCCAUUUGAUCUGCCAUCAGACUUGUUUAUAUCGUAUAUAUACCACCAGGAGCAGGAGGGACGUCUCCUGGGAGCUGGAUUCUGUUGCUGGCACUGUCAACAAGCCCCGUUUCACCCCUGCAUCAUGGAAGCUCAGACUGGUGCAUCAUGGGAACCAAUCAGCGGCAUGCCAGACACAAUAUAUUGAAGAGUCAUCAUGGAGACCAGCACCUAUGCUUCUGGCCCAGCCACCGCUGACUGGGUUGGGACACUGGCUGGCCUGGAGGGCAUGGAGGACCGUCAGGAGCAUGGAGAAGGAACCCCGUCCAUCAGCCCAAUGUUCUGGCACAUGCCAUACUCUCUGGGCUUCCAGGUGUCGCUCACUGCCUUCCUCAUGCUGGAGCUGGUGCUGGGUUUCAGCAGCAACCUGACCGUGUUGGUGCUCUACUGCUCUCAGUCCAACCUGGUGGACUCGGUGAGCAACAUGGUGACAGUCAACCUGCACGUGCUGGAUGUGGCGGUUUGCAUCCUUUGUGUGCCCCUGACUCUGGCGGUCGUGCUCCUGCCUCCAGGGCAAAACCUGGCCUUGAUCUGCUGCUUUCACGAGGCAUGUGUUACGUUCGCCAGCAUCGCCACAGCCAUCAACAUCCUGGUGAUCAGCUUGGAUCGAUAUGACAUCUCGGUACGACCGGCUAACCGGCUGCUAACGACACGCAGGGCGGCUCUGCUCCUGGCUGCUGUCUGGGUCACCUCGGUUGCAGUGUUCUUCAUGCCCUUCCUUGAGGUGCAGUGGUCCGAUGCGGAAGGAAAAGAGGAAACGCAACAGGUGACACCCCUGUCUUUGUCUUCACAGGACGUUAGCAGCACAGCGGUGCCCGCAUGGCAUAACAGGACGGUCCUGUGUGUGGGUGGUCAGGGCUACCACAUGAGCACGCCUAUGUAUUACCAUCUGAUCCUGCAGGUGCCCAUCUUCUUCACCACAGUGGCAGUCAUGCUGUUCACCUACUCCAGAAUACUGAGGGCGUUAAACAUCCGCAUCGGCUCUCACAUGAGGAAAAGCCAGAGGUUUAGGAGGCGCCGCAAGAGACAAAGAAAGAGGACGACAGGACUUGCGGUGAAUGAAUGGGAGGAGGCGGGAGGAGAACAGUGCACCGGCGAUGGAACCAAACAACUCAACCAUCCUCCACUCAUUUCAUCCCCCUCCCCCACCCCGACGGCUACCUCCCCCCCUGCCCUGUCCUCUGCCGCUCCACUGGUCACCUCUGACUCGGCUGCAGCCACUCACCUGCCAGCCCCCAUGGGCGUCCAGGCGUCUGUGUCGGCGAUCAUCGCUUUGCGCCGGGCAGUGCGGCGCCAUCGAGAUCGGCGGGAACGCCAGAGGCGGGUGUUCAGGAUGUCCCUCAUCAUCAUCACCACCUUUCUUGGCUGCUGGGCUCCCCUGUCUGUGACCAACAUGCUGAUCCUGGGCAUCGGACCCAGCGAUGUCCUGGUCAGCCUGCGCCUCUGGUUCCUGGCCCUGGCUUAUGGCACCACCGUGUCGCACCCGCUGCUGUACGCUUUCACCCGACAGAAACUGCGCCGCGCACUUCGCGCUAAAGUCAAGAAGAGGGUGGUGUCCCUGCUCCAGGUAGACCCCUCCCCAGGGGGCACAGUGAUACACAACUCCUGGGUGGAGAACAGAAAAAGCAGCCGACAGCUGCGUCUGGAAGCGAACGAAGGUGCUGACCGCCGCCUGGCAGAGGCCCUGUGAGAUGAAAAACACGUGACUACAGCUAGCACCUUUAACUGAAACACAAAAGAGUCGGCGGUGUUCCAAUUGGAAACUCACUGAUGCAAAAAAUAAAACAGAGCAAGAAGAGUGAAGAGGAACUUUUUUUCUUCUUACCUCUGGGAGAUGUUUUAACACAAACACCAGCAGCGAGUCCCCGCCGAACACAGCUCUCCUCACCUCAGGCAAUAUUUACAGCAGGAUGCUGCCGUCACUGUGGCUCCCAUCGCUUCCACAGCUGAGGAGAACCAUUCAACAAACAAAUGAAGGCAUAGACUCUGCUCUCUGUCAAAGACUGGGGUUUACAUAACUGUUCUUAAGAGGGUGUUUAUCCAAACCAGAAGAAGGUAUGAUCUGCCUCCUGCUCAGAAGAGCCAAGGCAGGUUUUUAAAGCAAUGUUCGCUCUCGUAAAUCACAGAAAGCUUCUUUGAAAGGGUUUAUUAUGAACCCUGCUUUUAUUUUGUUAUGAAAAGGUGAGUUAACUGUAUGCUUUUAUUAUGAAAGAGAAUGAAUUAGAUAUUUGUAAAGAAGGAACAUGUGUGUGCGCAGGGGUGGGGGCGGGGUCUGAGGAUCUGGAUUAAGGCAGUUCGAUGGUUUUAGGUUGUGUUUUUAGAAAGUUACUUAUCCCAAUGUUUACAUAAGAUUUUGCAACACUCCUUGUUAAAUUCUUCAUCAUAGUUGGAUAGAAAAUGAUGCAACAUCUUGUCUGAUGUUGGACAGUUGGAUCCCCCGCCCUCCUUGUCGCACAUCCACCUACAGCCACUGACUAGAGCUUGAAUGUAAAACAUGCAAAACACGAGUUCUCAAGAAUAAAAGGUCAAAAUUGAACAGAUUGAAUGUUGACAGAAAUGUGACGUCAUCAGGCUGACGACAAGAUGUAAACUGACUUUAAAAACAAAAUAACACAACAGUAUCUUAUGUGAGGUCUUCAAAAUGAAUAAAUCAUGGAGCUCAAUUAUAAUAUCUCUAACAAAACCUUAUAUUUGUAUUUAAGGUUUUCAUCGUGCUUGUUUUGGGUUUUUAGCACGCAGAAAAAAACCCUGAUGGUUUUAUUUUGAGAGAACUUGUGUGAAUAAUGUAUUUAAUCCUCAGAUUGAACUUUAUUUUAUGUAAUUCUACAACUGAAUGUGAUUUAGAUUGACCUUUUAUCUUCUUUUUUUAAAUUAGAGGAGUAUUUUUGUCACAGUUGCCUCGUUUCUGUUUAACAUGAUCUGAUGGGUCAGCUCACUGAUGGAGGGGGGAACGAGAGAUGAACCAUUUCUACAGCAGAACAACAACAGAUCAAUGAUUUGAUCACAAUGCAUUUCUGAAUGUAAAAACAAUGUAAAUAAUGUGGAAAAUGUAAAUAUAUAUUGUACACCAAGAAUGUGCUAUCUUUACUGACCAUGGUGGUGUUUUUACGUGAAUGUACAACAAACAGAGAAUUCCACCAAUAAAUAUAAA